UCCUACGCAAACUCGCUUUGGACUGUGAGAUAGCAGAGACUCUCUGGAAGGUGCAGCAGCAGCAGGGAGGCGGAACUGCACGGAAGUCAAGAAGUUACUUUUAAAGCCCGUUAAAGGUGGUGCGUAAAAUGAAAGUGGCGCGUAAUUAUCUGCGCGCCCUCAUUUGGACAAGGUGGUAGGUGACAUUCAGAUGUUUAAACCAAGUUCGGCGGAAAAUCUAAAUCUGAACUAGUAUCAGAGGUAAGGAACCUCGUUUGGCACGGAUGCUGUUGGAUGCCGCCCCGCGUCUGGCUCCCGCUUUUGCUUGUUUGAUCUUAUUUGAACCAUGGCUUACUCUCAGCUGGGAUACCCCUACUCCACCACACCACAGUUUCUCAUGACCUCCAGCCCCCUGGCCGGCUGCCUUGAGCCGGGAACUCCUCCGCCCCACCCGGUGCUGCGCUCUCCGGGCCAACAGCUCACCCCUGGCGCUGGGAUCGGGGUCUACAGCGGCCCGUACCCAAAGAGCCAAAGCUAUUACAACACCUGCGCCAGCGACGCCACAGCUCUCUAUUCCAGAGGGCCACUAGAUCCCAAAGAGGGAGCUGCAUCUACGAAUGUGGGGGCAUCUCAGACUCCUACCUACUAUCCUUAUGAAUAUACAUUUGGACAAUAUCCUUAUGACAGAUAUGGAUAUUCCUGCUCAGAUGGUGCAUCGCGUCGUAAAAAUGCCACCCGAGAAACCACCAGCACCCUGAAGGCUUGGCUGCAGGAGCACCAGAAGAACCCCUACCCAACUAAGGGGGAGAAGAUAAUGCUGGCCAUCAUCACCAGGAUGACCCUUACACAGGUGUCUACGUGGUUUGCCAAUGCACGCAGGAGACUGAAGAAGGAGAACAAGGUGACGUGGUCACCUCGUGCCUGUAAAAGCUCUGAUGACCGAGGCUGUGAGGAAGACAGUGAUGAAGCAGAAAAGCCACUUAAAAGUGACAAAGACCUUCCCAAUCAACAGUGUGCAGACCUCCAGAGUGAUCUUGAGGACUUUGACCUGCUGGAGUCAGAUGCUUCUGACUGUGAACCAAAGCCACAGUUUGUUUCUGAGGACAACAAAGCAAACCCAGAUAUGGCUCAUCUCACCCACAACCCUGACGCACUGCACGGAAAAGAGACACUGUCCCCGGACUGCCCCAAACUCACAGCGGUCCCACACCAGAACAGCUCCUUCUACCUUAAUCCAGAGCUUCACAGCACAGACGCUAAACCGAAAAUUUGGUCUAUUGCUCAAACAGCCGUGUCUCUGGAUGCCAGCUUGCAGCCAGAAUACCCUCCGUGCAUGCUGUCAUCCACCGGAUCUCCUUCGCCAGGCUAUCCAACAAAUAUGGCGCUCACCAAGUCAGAUAGGCAACAGGAGUCACCGGUGGCUACACUCAGAGAGUGGGUGGAUGGGGUUUUCCAUGGUCCUUCUUUCCAACAGUCCAAACCAGCAGAGGUGUGGAAAGGAUUAAACGACGCUGUGAUAGACUGCAGAACGACCGGACAGUCCUUUGAAAUUGCUCGGUCUGCAUCCUCUUUGUAGUUAACCAACACGUCAGUGGCGGGACAUUCUGACUGCUGGACUUAAAACACAAGUCUCAAAAAUUUUGUUUGUGUGACAUGACCAGUUCACUGUUUGCUAAGCGCCACUUGCUACAGUUGCUACAUCUGUCAUUGUCUCACCUUCUGUUUUUUUUUUUUUUUUUUUUUAAA
Mugil cephalus (flathead mullet) is the source of this 1725-nucleotide messenger RNA. It is a transcript of the gene irx4b, whose product is annotated as iroquois homeobox 4b. Gene Ontology annotation, molecular function: DNA-binding transcription factor activity, RNA polymerase II-specific; RNA polymerase II cis-regulatory region sequence-specific DNA binding. The record is from RefSeq and is a predicted model, not a curated record. The transcript is spliced from 6 exons. Gene Ontology annotation, cellular component: nucleus. Gene Ontology annotation, biological process: regulation of transcription by RNA polymerase II; cell development; neuron differentiation. Lineage: Eukaryota; Metazoa; Chordata; Actinopteri; Mugiliformes; Mugilidae. The coding region runs from base 326 to 1555 and encodes 409 amino acids.